This is a messenger RNA of Knipowitschia caucasica, 1914 nucleotides long. Lineage: Eukaryota; Metazoa; Chordata; Actinopteri; Gobiiformes; Gobiidae. The record is from the annotation of a GenBank genome assembly.
AUGUCUGAGCCAACUCCAACGACCGAACAGGCUCCGCCCAGAAUACUGGGAGUUGACGACUACAAAGUGAGCAGCCCCUUCCCGCUGGGCCGUGUGCUUCUGGUGCGACUGGAAAAGCAGAGAUACUGGGUGGAAGACAACUGGUUCUGUCGCUUUGUGAGGGUGGAGUCUCCAGACGGACAGACGACCACCUUCCCCUGUUACCGCUGGCUCAUCGGAGACAUACGGCUGGAGGUCAGAGCGGGCCCCGCAAAGACAUCCAAAGACGACACGUUGCCUGAACUUUUGGCUCACAGAAAAGCUGAGCUAAAAUGGAGACAAAAAACAUACAGAUGGUUGCGCUGGGCCUCAGGAAUCCCCCAAUGUAUCGAGGCUAAAACUGAGGCAGACCUUCCCCAAGACGUUCGCUUCGACAACGAGAAGAGAAGUGACUUUGAACAUUCCCUACACUAUGCAUUGAUGGAGCUGUCCUUGAAGAAACUUGCCAUCAGGUUCGGAAAGUCUUGGACCGAUCUCGAAGACUUUAAACGCAUUUUCUGGAAGUUAAAAAGCCCGAUAGCCGAGUAUUGUAUGGACCACUGGAAAGAGGACUGGUUCUUCGGAUACCAGUGCCUAAACGGCUGCAACCCCAGAAUGAUUCGACAGUGCAACAAACUUCCAGACAAGUUUCCGGUGACGGCCGACAUGGUGCAGAGCUCGCUGUGCCACAAAACCAAUCUGCAGAAAGAGUUAAAGGCUGGAAACAUCUUUCUUUUGGAUUAUAGUAUCAUGGAGGGCCUUCCUGCUAAUGUCAUCAAGGGUAAACAACAGUACAUAGCUGCUCCCCUCUGCCUGCUGUAUCAACAUCCAGACACUGGACUCAUUCCAAUAGCCAUACAGUUGGGUCAGGCUCCAGGGGUGGACACACCCAUCUUCCUGCCCAAAGACCCCCCGCUGGCAUGGCUCCUGGCCAAGGCCUGGGUGCGUCACUCUGAGUUCCAGAUCUUCCAGCUUCUCUCACACCUGCUCCGCACUCACCUGGUGGCAGAGGUGUUCUGUGUGGCCACCUUGAGGCAGCUCCCGGCAGUGCACCCACUUUACAAGCUCCUGGCUCCACACCUGCGCUACACGUUGGAGAUCAACUGUAGGGGGCGCACACAGCUCAUCUCUUCUGACGGCAUCUUUAAACGGGUUGUGUCCACGGGCGGCGAGGCUUUGCUGACCCUGUCUCAAAGAGAGUACAAGGUCCUGACGUACCGCUCGCUGCAGCCCCGCCUCGACUUCAGAGACAGAGGCACCACUCGAAUCCCCAAAUACCUGUACAGGGACAAGAUACUGCUGCUGUGGGACGCUAUACACAAUUUUGUGUCUGCGAUAGUUGGACUUUACUACGAAUCAGACAGCGACGUGGAGGACGACCAGGAGCUUCAGGCCUGGAUCAAAGACGUGACGGAAGAAGGCUUUGCAGAGCUGCCUGAUUUCGGUUUGUCCAGUUCACUCAAAAGUCGGGAGGAGUUAUCUACAUUACUUGCCGUUAUUAUCAUCACAUGCACAGCUCAGCACGCCGCUACCAAUAAUGGACAAUUUGAUUGGUGCGCAUGGAUCCCAAACACGCCCUGCACUAUGAGGCAGCCCCCUCCCACAGACAAGGAUGCGGUUACCAUGGACACCAUCAUGUCGACCUUGCCGGAUGUCAGUCAGUCGUGUUUGCAGAUGGCGAUCACGUGGCAUCUGGGGCGACCUCAGCCAGACGCUGUGCCGCUGGGCCACUACACGGAGGAGCACUUCACUGAGAAAGAGGCACAUGAUUUAAUUGAAAAGUUCAGGAAGGAGCUGGAAGAGAUCGAGACGCAGAUCCUGGGCGAGAAUGAGGGACAAGAGCUGCAGUAUUUGGUUCUGCUGCCCAGCCGAGUUGAAAACAGUAUCACUAUAUAA